Molecule: messenger RNA, 4091 nt
Organism: Medicago truncatula (barrel medic)
Lineage: Eukaryota; Viridiplantae; Streptophyta; Magnoliopsida; Fabales; Fabaceae
Product: disease resistance protein RPV1
Exons: 7
Coding region: 184-3366 (1060 amino acids)
Biological process (GO): signal transduction; defense response
Molecular function (GO): ATP hydrolysis activity; ADP binding
Source: RefSeq, a predicted model, not a curated record
UUAGCAAGAAGAAGAGGUGGUAGUACAAUGAUUGGUCCACACGGCUAUAGGAAGUUUCACAUACCAUUUCUGUCAUAACUUUUCUCAUAAGUUAUAAAGUUACUUAUCAAAGACUUCACAGACCACAAAAACUUCUCAUUCAUAUUCUCAAACUCUUUUUUCAUCUAAUUUCUCUAAAAUCUCAUGGCUAUGCAAUCACCUUCCUCUUCCACUUCAAUUUCCUAUGAGUACAAAUACCAAGUAUUCCUCAGUUUCAGAGGAAGUGACACUCGGUACGGUUUCACCGGGAAUCUCUACAAGGCUCUUACUGACAAGGGAAUCAACACCUUCAUUGAUAAGAAUGGUCUUCAAAGAGGAGAUGAAAUCACACCAUCACUUCUCAAGGCCAUUGAAGAGUCUAGGAUUUUUAUUCCUGUGUUUUCUAUCAACUAUGCCUCUUCUUCAUUUUGUUUGGACGAACUUGUCCACAUCAUUCACUGCUACAAGACAAAGGGUCGCCUCGUUCUGCCUGUUUUCUUUGGUGUGGAACCUACUGUUGUGCGACAUCGUAAAGGUAGUUAUGGUGAAGCAUUGGCUGAGCAUGAAAAGAGGUUUCAAAAUGAUCCGAAAAACAUGGAGAGGUUGCAAGGAUGGAAAAAGGCUCUGAGCCAGGCUGCUAACUUGUCCGGCUACCAUGAUAGUCCUCCUGGAUAUGAAUACAAGCUUAUUGGAAAGAUAGUCAAAUACAUCUCCAACAAGAUCAGUCGACAGCCCUUACAUGUUGCCACUUACCCUGUUGGAUUGCAGUCUCGAGUACAACAAGUGAAAUCGCUUCUUGAUGAGGGAUCCGAUGAUGGGGUCCAUAUGGUUGGAAUUUAUGGCAUUGGAGGUUUGGGGAAAUCAACACUUGCAAGACAAAUCUAUAAUUUUGUUGCAGAUCAAUUCGAAGGUUCAUGUUUUCUUCAUGAUGUGAGAGAGAAUUCAGCUCAAAAUAACUUGAAAUAUCUCCAAGAGAAGCUCCUUUUAAAAACAACAGGUUUGGAAAUUAAGUUAGACCAUGUUAGUGAGGGAAUUCCAGUCAUAAAGGAAAGAUUAUGUAGAAAGAAGAUUCUUUUGAUUCUCGAUGAUGUUGACAAUUUGAAGCAACUGCAUGCUUUGGCUGGAGGACUUGAUUGGUUCGGAUGUGGAAGCAGAGUCAUCAUUACCACUCGAAACAAAGACUUACUAAGCAGUCAUGGCAUAGAAAGUACACAUGCAGUAGAAGGGUUGAAUGAGACAGAAGCUCUUGAAUUGUUGAGGUGGAUGGCUUUUAAAAGUGAUAAAGUUCCUUCAGGUUACGAAGACAUUUUAAACCGUGCAGUUGCAUAUGCUUUUGGCCUUCCGUUAGUUUUAGAAGUAGUGGGUUCUAACUUGUUUGGAAAGAGCAUAGAAGAUUGGAAGCAUACAUUAGAUGGGUAUGACAGGAUUCCCAAUAAAGAGAUCCAAAAGAUACUUAAGGUGAGCUAUGAUGCUUUGGAAGAAGAGGAGCAGAGUGUCUUUCUUGACAUCGCUUGCUGCUUCAAAGGAUAUCAAUGGAAGGAGUUCGAAGAUAUACUUUGUGCUCAUUAUGACCAUUGCAUAACACAUCAUCUAGGAGUGUUGGCUGGAAAAUCUCUCGUUAAGAUUAGUACUUAUUACCCUUCGGGAUCUAUUAAUGAUGUGAGAUUACAUGACUUGAUAAAGGACAUGGGUAAAGAAGUCGUCCGACAAGAAUCACCUAAAGAGCCUGGAGAACGAAGUAGGUUAUGGCGUCAAGAAGAUAUAAUUCAUGUUUUAAAAGAAAACACUGGAACUAGUAAAAUUGAAAUGAUAUAUAUGAAUCUCCACUCCAUGGAAUCCGUGAUAGACAAGAAAGGAAAGGCCUUCAAGAAGAUGACAAAACUGAAAACACUUAUCAUUGAAAAUGGCCUUUUUUCUGGAGGUCUCAAGUAUCUUCCAAGCAGUUUGCGUGUAUUGAAAUGGAAAGGAUGUUUAUCGAAGUGUCUGUCAUCUAGUAUUUUAAACAAGAAGUUUCAGAAUAUGAAAGUCUUGACAUUGGACUAUUGUGAAUAUUUAACACAUAUACCCGAUGUCUCAGGCCUUUCAAAUUUAGAAAAGUUAUCGUUUACAUGUUGUGAUAAUUUAAUUACAAUUCACAAUUCUAUUGGACACCUAAAUAAACUUGAAUGGUUAAGUGCAUAUGGUUGCAGAAAGCUCGAACAUUUUCGACCUUUAGGGUUGGCAUCUCUUAAGAAAUUGAUACUCUAUGAGUGUGAGUGUCUUGAUAAUUUUCCAGAAUUAUUAUGCAAGAUGGCACAUAUAAAAGAGAUUGAUAUAUCUAAUACUUCCAUAGGAGAACUGCCAUUUUCAUUUCAAAAUCUCAGUGAACUUCAUGAGUUAACAGUGACAUCUGGAAUGAAGUUCCCAAAAAUAGUGUUUUCAAAUAUGACAAAGCUUUCUCUCUCCUUUUUCAACCUCUCAGAUGAAUGUCUCCCAAUAGUUCUCAAGUGGUGUGUUAAUAUGACACAUCUAGACUUAUCAUUUAGCAAUUUCAAAAUUCUUCCUGAGUGCCUUCGUGAAUGUCACCAUCUUGUUGAAAUUAAUGUGAUGUGCUGCGAGUCUCUUGAGGAAAUUAGAGGGAUUCCACCAAAUCUAAAAGAGCUUUGUGCUAGAUAUUGUAAAUCAUUGAGUUCCUCAAGUAGAAGAAUGUUAAUGAGUCAGAAACUACAUGAGGCGGGAUGCACCAAGAUUUAUUUCCCAAAUGGAAGAGAGGGGAUACCAGAUUGGUUUGAGCACCAAAGCAGGGGACCCAUAAUUUCUUUCUGGUUUCGUAAAGAAAUCCCUUCAAUAACUUGUAUAUUUAUUCUUCCGAAAGGCAAUGAGUAUGCCACAAGUGUCAAUGUUUUUGUGAAUGGAUAUGAAAUUGAGAUAGGUUGUUAUUGGUCUCUCUUUUUCUUCACGGACCAUACAACUUUGUUUCAUACCUCAAAAUUGAAUGAACUCAUUAAAACACAAUGCGAGUAUAAUAUAGAGAAAGGACUUUUGAAAAAUGAAUGGAUCUAUGUGGAGUUUAAGUUGAAGGAUCAUGAGAAUAGUGUUUAUGCACAAAGGGGAAUCCACGUGUGGAAUGAGAAAAGCAACACGGAGGAGGAGAAUGUGGUAUUCACAGAUCCUUGUAUUACAAAGACAAAAUCAGAUGAAUAUCUCAAUCAGAGCAAUAAUACUUCAUUAUCACAAUUUGAGCCUCCUCUAAAAAAGCAAAGAUUGGUGGAAGUUGGAGUUUCAGAGACAGAGGAGGAUAUCAAUGCUUCAUUGCAACAACAGGAAUUGAUGAAAGAGGAACAAAGAAAGACAUGGGGUACAUUCUGAAACACACCGCUUCAUUAAAAUAAUAAUAAUAAUAAUAAUAAAAUAUAUAUAGAAGUUACUAGACACACGUGGAAAAAAAAAAGAAAAAGAAAAGCAUAACACUUCCCUCAUUCUUUCUUUUCCUCCCGUAGCUCUCUCUGUUCUCACUUUUCUUUCCAUUUUGCUUCUUCCCUUUCCAUAAUCAACCAAUUCCACACACUAAUCAAACACCCAUAAGAGAAAUUAUUCACCAAAGUAAAACAAUUUCAUAUUACAAGUUAAUUUGGGUUUGAUUUUGGAGAUUGGGGUUAGGGUUCUGAGAAGAAAAAUACCCAUUUUGUGAAGGUUGCUCAUUGAGACUUUUUAAGAUACGAUGCCGGAUGCUUCACAUGCUUCUCCCGGGAUGGUUGGAGAGCACGCUUAGUUGAUUCAUCGUAACAAUUCCCGAGCAGCUGAGUAGGAAGCUGCAAGUAGAUCCGAAGUCCAUCAUUUCUAUUUUUGGUAGGCCUCCUUGAUGGAUGGCUUUUUAUUUAUGUAAAUAUUCAGUCAAUGUAUCUGCAGCUAUAUGGAGUUAGAGUGCCUCAUUUUGAGUUGUAAAGUUAUGUAAAAAUUGUCUUUUUGAGCUUCUGGAUGAUGUGACAGGUUUAUGGACAGGAUUCAUAUCUUGGUAACGUUAAAAAUACAAGGGAUACUCUGUCCAAAUUUUUGUAAAUAUUAUUUUGAUGAAAAAAAUGGAUAUCUGUAAA